AUGAGUCGCCUUCAAGCCAAAUACGAAUACUGUCUACCAAUCUCCGGUCGAAAGGACACGCCGUUGUGUACUGCAGCCGACAGAAUGGACUUGCUGAAUGUACAGACCACGACAAUAUGCUACGCCAGUGUACUGCACAUGCUACUGUUGGAAGUGUACGAAGAGCUUCAAGCCACGAGAAACACGCCGUUCCUCGCGUUCGGCUCACUAUUAGGCGCUGUACGGAACCAGUCCAUCAUUCCAUUCACAGAAGACGUCGAUAUCGGCUAUGUGGGUGACAUAGUCGCAGCCGAGAAGGUCAAGCUCGCUCUACGGAAGAAAGGUUACCACAUGUUCUUUCUGGAUAUUUGGCGCGUAUGUGUGGCGCCGACUCAUCCGCUGGCUGGGCGUCUGUACGACCCGAAUGUUCCGAUUUCUGAGAGCUUCGCCGUGCCGUAUGUGGACCUAUACAAGAUGACACAGACGGUAAGCGGAGACUGGGAUAUGCAGGAGCUGCAAGGCAGCAACGGACGGAUUCUUCCCUAUAAGAAGGUGUGGCCGUUCUCGCAAGCCACAGUCAAUGGGAUGACGUUCGAGACGGUGCGGGACCCGCAUUUCUUCUUAACGGAGGCCUACGGAUCGGAUUACUUGACGCCGAAGCCGCGAAAUGAAUCGGCAGAAUCGCUAGAGCCUCGAGCUCCCAUGUAUCCAUAG
Phytophthora infestans T30-4 is the source of this 693-nucleotide messenger RNA. RefSeq lists its product as uncharacterized. The transcript has a single exon. The record is from RefSeq and is a predicted model, not a curated record. Bases 1 to 693 code for a protein of 230 amino acids. Lineage: Eukaryota; Oomycota; Peronosporomycetes; Peronosporales; Peronosporaceae.